CUGGUGAAACGGCUGACCACCGAUUGGCGAGAAGUGGAGACUUUGAUCCAUACAGACAAACGACAUCUAAUCGAUGUCUUACAGCAAAACGAAACCUUUCCAUCAGCUGAAGACUUAUCAGGCGCCGCCGAAGCACUGCUUCGUCUUCAAGACACCUAUAAGUUGGACACAACAUCGUUGGCCAACGGAUUCAUUCCGGUUAGGGAUGCGAAUGGGGUUAAGAAGGGCGAGGAGGGCGUCCAACCGCCGGAGACACGGAUGGUGUUGAGGGCCAACGACUGCUUCGAGUUGGGACGACAGGCGUACGUCAAUCAAGACUAUUACCACACCGUCCUCUGGAUGCAGGAGUCGUGGGACCGCUUGGAGAAGGAGGAG
Oppiella nova is the source of this 375-nucleotide messenger RNA. Lineage: Eukaryota; Metazoa; Arthropoda; Arachnida; Sarcoptiformes; Oppiidae. The record is from the annotation of a GenBank genome assembly.